Verticillium alfalfae VaMs.102 is the source of this 1053-nucleotide messenger RNA. RefSeq lists its product as hypothetical. The record is from RefSeq and is a predicted model, not a curated record. The transcript is spliced from 5 exons. Lineage: Eukaryota; Fungi; Ascomycota; Sordariomycetes; Glomerellales; Plectosphaerellaceae. The coding region runs from base 1 to 1053 and encodes 350 amino acids.
AUGGGGACCGUGGCCGCGAUCCACGGCUACGGACGGGAUGAUCUCACGGCGGCAGAGGACGUUGUAGCGACGUAUUACCGCAUGAUCGCGCAGACGUUCUCCCUUCUGGCGACGGGAACAUCCAAGGCGUCAGUCGGGUUCUUUCUGCUGAGACUUGUCGUCGUUCGGUGGCAAAUCAUCUCCAUCUGGGCCAUCAUGUCCGUUAUGGGCAUCUUGAGUAUUCUCAACACAUUCCUCACGUGGCUCGCAUGUCGACCUCUGCCGUAUGCCUACGACGAGAGCCUCAACGGCACCUGUUUCAACACUGUUCCUCCCGCGGUGAUGCUGGCUAUGGGCACCAUCGCCGUGGAUAUUUACUUUGCCGUCCUUCCCUGGAUCUUCAUCUUCAAGCUGAACCUGUCGCGCCGGGAAAAGCUGACCAUCGCCGGCAGUCUGAGCCUGGGCAUCUUAGCCGCUGCCGCAGGAGGCAUCCGUGUCAUGAACGUCAAGGGCGUCCGUGACGUGCCUGUGGCCGUGAUCGUGUGGUCCCAAGUCGAGACAUCCCUGACGCUCAUCUGCGUCGGCAUACCCGUGUGUCGUCCACUGUGGUCACGGGUCAUCGGCAAGUGGUGGCAGUCGCGGCAGGGCGAGUCGUACGAGCGGCAAAACGACGCCCGGGACCCGCCAUCCGACCCCAUCGGUUUGCACACGAUUGGCGGCGGCACCAUGCCCGGCGCACCCUCCAAGUCGCAGGAGUCGAAGAAGAAGCGGUGGAACCCGCUGACGGGGAGCGGCAGCAGGGGGGACGACGGUGACAGCGACGAGGUCGAUCUCACGGCGAAUGUUGCGCCAAGGGGCCGGAGUGGACGCGAUACUGACUCGCAAGGUGAAAGCCAGAGCGGACACGAAGUCAAGGAGGCGUGGGUACGGGGGGACGCCAUGACACGGUCGACGGUGGAGGGGCGGUCUCCAAGUCCUGGUGUAGCCCUGGAGGACGCAAAGUCGGGCAUCAUGAUGUGGAGUUGUCGUCGGCCCAGGCUCCAAAUCUGCGGCAACGCCUCCAUGGCUGUGUAG